AUGACUGCAGCCUCGGGUGUCACCGAAGACACCUCCACCCAUUGUAUACCCUCCCAGUCGACCUCGUCGAAUGCCCCCGACUCGUCCCAGCAUGAGCUCCCCGCCCAGGGCGAACCCCCCACAAUCCAGAAUGAAAAACAGCCCGAUAAUGCGGCAACUCAACCGGUGACCUCUGAGUCUGCCGGGGAAACUCACAAGCAGGUUUCUCAAACAACGGACGAGGUGGACGACUUUGGCCUUCCUAUCCGAGCACGUCGCAAACCAGACCCCACCCCUAGCGAGCCCCCCGAAGACGAAAAUGCCGGUCAUAACUUCCAGGAAGUUGGUGCGCGCCCUGCGAGCUAUAGCGACGCCGUCAAGAAGACGGCUGAGCCAGAGCCGGCACAAAAAAGUCAGGAAGGAGAGACACUUGCCCCUGAGCCCGUCAACGUGAACAUUGCCACAGAGUCGGGCGAUCGUCCGGAGACCAAGGAAGCUUCCCCUGCGCUCGCGGAGAACUCGCAGGCCUCUGGGACUCCUGAUCAGCCUCGGGCCUCAAUUCCGAAACAAAAGCCAGCUCAAGUAUCGGAAUGGUCACACCAGCGACUUGCACAGCCUGGCGCCCACCAACCCACGAGUGAAGAGUCGGAGGAGGAACCUGAUGAGUGGACCUCAAUGCCUGCCCUCGGAGAGUUCGACUACUAUGAUGACUACGGAAGACUCGUUGCCCGAGGAGCCAAAGAAGAAAGCGACGAGGCCGUAUACCAAGGACUAGGAGGCGCAGGGCGGGGAUAUACUCGAGUGCAGCUUGAUGAAGACGCCCAGUCCGCCACGAGUCUGGACGAAGAUACAAGCUAUCUCUUCCGAGAAACAGGGGACAACUCCGCCGGUCUUGUUGGCGAGGAAAUGCGCGACUCGAUCAGCCAGCUUCAAGCUACGAAAGAUCUUCUCAAUGAGACUCAAAAAAUCGCUUAUGUGGGCGUUGUCCGGUUAUCAAUCCAUAAUAUGAAUCGUGAUCUGGCGUCGAUUGCUACUACGAAAUCCACCCGCAGAACCAUGCAGAAGGCUUCCGAUGCUAUGCGAAAAUGGGGCCAGGCAAUCAUGGCCCGCAUCUAUACGCAUAUGGAUAUCAAUUCUGCCGAGCAAAUUAUGAUCGAGCAGCUUGCAGGUCAUGGGGUUCAACCUGAAGAUCUGGUUCGACCUCUCAUGCAGAAUGCGCGGGUCAAGAAUCCCAUGGCCGAAAGCGAGCCUAAAACCUCCCUGUCCAGUCUCAAGGGGGAUACUCUGUCUAGCAGGCUCUCCGCAGAGACUGACUUCUCUGAACUGGACUCUCCGCCACCACCAUACAAGGCUCACGAGACCGAGGAGCCCCCAGAGGUCAAGACUCCUUCUCAAAUGCCGACCUCUAAUCGCAUAGAUAUCGAUCUCCGCUGGACAGUCCUCUGCGACUUGUUUCUUGUGCUGAUCGCAGACUCAGCGUAUGACGCGCGCUCACGAACGCUCUUGGAGAAGGUUGGCGCAGCGUUAGAAGUGACAUGGCUGCAAAUCUCGCGAUUCGAGAAACGGGUGACGGACUCCCUGGAAAUGCAAGAGCAGGCCGAGAAGGAGAACUGGGAUGAGUCCGAUCACAUGGAAAAGCGCCGCAAGAUGGCCUUGAAGCGUAAAUAUAUGAUAAUGGGUCUGGCCACGGUGGGUGGUGGCCUGGUCAUCGGUCUUUCUGCUGGACUACUAGCACCGGUCAUUGGAGCUGGUCUUGCCGCUGGCUUUACCACUGUUGGUAUCUCCGGAACCAGUGCGUUCUUGGGAGGAGCGGGUGGCACAGCCUUGAUCGCUUCCAGUGCUACACUGGGCGGAAGCACCAUUGGAAUGAGAGCUUCGCACAGACGUACUGGUGCGGUUUCGACUUUCGAGUAUCGGCCUUUACACAAUAACAAGAAAGUCAAUUUGAUUGUGACGGUGUCGGGCUGGAUGACUGGAAAGGUUGAUGACGUCCGUCUACCGUUCAGUACUGUGGAUCCCAUCAUGGGCGAUAUCUACUCUGUGCUCUGGGAGCCUGAGAUGCUUCGAAGCAUGGGUGACACUAUCAACAUUCUCGCAACUGAGGCACUGACACAAGGUCUGCAACAAGUACUGGGCAGCACAGUCUUGAUGGCGCUGAUGGCAUCGUUGCAACUGCCUCUUGUCCUCACUAAACUCGCAUAUCUAAUCGACAACCCUUGGAUUGUGUCAUUGGCACGCGCCCAAUCUGCCGGCCUUGUCAUGGCUGACUCCCUGCAAGAACGUAAUCUAGGCAAUCGACCUGUGACACUGCUCGGUUUCUCACUUGGCGCGCGUGUCAUCUUCUCUUGUCUCAAAGAAUUGGCUGACAAGGGUGCUCACGGACUAGUCCAGAAUGUAUACCUCUUUGGAUCACCCGUAGUCGCCAACAAGGACGAAUACCUCAAGGCUCGCAGUGUGGUAUCUGGCCGCUUCGUGAACGGUUAUGCCACGAAUGAUUGGAUUCUGGGUUACCUUUUCCGUGCCACAAGUGGUGGCAUCAUGAAAGUCGCCGGUCUCGCAGCCGUGGAGGGUAUCCCGGGAAUUGAGAACUUUGACAUCACCCGGUUGGUGAACGGUCACAUGGACUACCGUACCGCCAUGCCUCGUAUUCUGAGAGAAGUGGGCUGGGAAGUUCUGGAGGACGAGUUUGCAGAAAUCGAGGAUCCAGAUCCCGACAACCACGCCGAAAGACAGCGAGAGUUGAUCCGCGAGAUCGAUGAAGCCCGCCGAGAGGCAGAAGCGAAGCCCGAGAAGAAGCGUUUCGGUUUGUUCAAACGGGGCAAAAUGGCGGAAAAGAAGAAGUGGGAGACGUACGAUAUAGAUCGAAACAACGUCUCUAACGAAUCAUCCGAUCUUGACAGCAGUCCUGGCACAGUCCUCUUCGAUAUCGAGGCCAUUCGCGCCGAGCUGCACUCGGAGGCAAUCGAAAUCAAAGAAUUAGAAUCGACCAUGCCUCUGAUGAAAGUAGAUCUGAACUCACCUUCACAACCUACGGCUCAACCCUCUCCUGUCAACGAGCCAAAAACCCCAGAGAGGCCACCGGUCUCUCGCACAGCCUCGGGGCCAUUGCCAGUCUCUGAGCAGUACUCCCCUCCAUCUUACGAACCCUCGACUGCCCCAAAGUACGAAGAGAUGGAAAUGACUUUCGACACUUCUUACGAUGAAUCUCCACGAUCCACAUACGACCCGCACUCCCCAUCCCGCCCAGAGUUGAGAACAGCCUCGACGAUGCCCAAUAUCGGCGCCACCGCCAUCGGAGCCAUGGACAUGGAGCCUAAUGCUUGGGCUGACCAUGGUCAGGGACAUGGUGACGGCGAGAUCUCAAUGACCUUUGAAUAG
Molecule: messenger RNA, 3357 nt
Organism: Penicillium soppii
Lineage: Eukaryota; Fungi; Ascomycota; Eurotiomycetes; Eurotiales; Aspergillaceae
Product: TMCO4 family protein
Exons: 2
Coding region: 1-3357 (1118 amino acids)
Source: RefSeq, a predicted model, not a curated record